UCCUUUGUUCGUCCUCGUUGCGCAGUAGUGCUCGCUGCUUCUCUCUUCCGCUCUCGCGCCGGUAGCCGAUCCGCGUGUGGAGUCGCCCACGAAGCGCCGGUUGGCGGGUUCACAGAGUCUUGGAACGACCAUCACGUCGCUACAUUGAAUUAGCUGUUUGAUUAAAAACAGCCGAAGGAGAUUAAGGGCAAUGGCAAAACAAAUUCAUCGUUGGGGGAAAAUGGUUGAAGCCGAUCGGCCUGGGAAGCUCUUCAUUGGUGGGCUUAAUACAGAAACCAAUGAGAAGGCCCUUGAAGCAGUGUUUGGCAAAUAUGGACGAAUCGUAGAAGUACUACUGAUGAAAGACCGGGAAACAAACAAAUCCAGAGGGUUUGCUUUUGUCACCUUUGAGAGCCCAGCAGAUGCUAAAGAUGCAGCCCGAGAUAUGAAUUAUGGAGGCCCACCACGAAGGGAACCCCUGCCCUCCCGUAGAGAUGUUUAUCUGUCCCCAAGAGAUGAUGGAUAUUCUACUAAAGACAGUUAUUCCAGCAGAGAUUACCCCAGUUCUCGUGAUGCAAGAGAUUAUGCACCACCACCAAGAGAUUAUACCUAUCGUGAUUAUGGUCAUUCCAGUUCACGUGAUGAGUAUCCCUCCAGAGGCUAUAGUGAUAGAGAUGGCUAUGGUCGUGAUCGUGACUAUUCAGACCAUCCAAGUGGAGGUUCCUACAGAGAUUCCUAUGAGAGCUAUGGUAACUCACGUAGUGCUCCACCUACACGAGGGCCCCCGCCAUCUUAUGGUGGAAGCAGUCGCUAUGAUGAUUACAGCAGCUCACGGGACGGAUAUGGUGGAAGUCGAGACAGUUACUCAAGCAGCCGAAGUGAUCUCUACUCAAGUGGUCGUGAUCGGGUUGGCAGACAAGAAAGAGGGCUUCCCCCUUCUAUGGAGAGGGGGUAUCCUCCUCCACGGGAUUCCUACAGCAGUUCAAGCCGUGGAGCACCAAGAGGUGGUGGCCGUGGAGGAAGCCGAUCUGAUAGAGGGGGAGGCAGAAGCAGAUACUAAAACCAAACAAAACUUUGGACCAAAAUACCUGUUCAAAGAAACAAAAAAAUGGAAACUAUUCUGUCAUAACUACCCAAGGACUAUUAA
Messenger RNA from Echinops telfairi (small Madagascar hedgehog), 1126 nucleotides. It is a transcript of the gene RBMX, whose product is annotated as RNA binding motif protein X-linked. Gene Ontology annotation, biological process: positive regulation of mRNA splicing, via spliceosome. The transcript is spliced from 8 exons. Bases 191 to 1039 code for a protein of 282 amino acids. Gene Ontology annotation, cellular component: spliceosomal complex. Gene Ontology annotation, molecular function: RNA binding. The record is from RefSeq and is a predicted model, not a curated record. NCBI's taxonomy places the organism in Eukaryota, Metazoa, Chordata, Mammalia, Afrosoricida, Tenrecidae.